UCGAGUGGUUAGUUACGUGUUGCAUUCAGGAUAACGAACACCUCUGCUGCUGCGAAUUUCCACCUUAAUAACGCCUCACAAAAAAAAACAUACAUUUUACUUUCAUCAUCCUCAGUUAUCAGCAAACCAAGUGCCACAUUUGACUCGAAAAAGUACCAAUGUUAUUACAACAACUUACGACUGUUGUGGUCAAAGAGGUCAAGUUUUAUCAGUGAGACGAGGCAAAGACUUUCUUUUUCGGAAACGCAACAAGUGGGAGGAACUGAGAGGAAUUGACGUGACGCUUGCUCUAAAAUGGUGGGAUCAUCAGCGUUCGUUCACAGCUCACGGGAUAAAUUUGCGAAUAAAAUGAAGGUGGAGGAGCAAAUGGUGCCAUCGGGAGGAGGUUUCAGCCCUCAACCCGACAACAGCAAUGGACCAAGUUUUGGCAAUUAUUCAAACUAUGACACAUCAUCUUCUUCUGUGACACCAUUUGAUGUUUGCACGUAUGGAAAUUUGGCCGACACAUUUGACCUCUCUUUGUUGGGAGAUUCGUAUGACGACGGGGACAUGGCGACCGUACCGUCACCCAUGGCUUUGGGUUUGGAGGCUUCCUGGACGUCCUUCUAUGCUCCCAGUCCUUCAUCCGAACUCCGGGCGUUCUCUCCGGACUGCUUGAAACCGUCGUUUUCAAGCAAUCGAGACCAGAUGACUCCUGCUGCGGCAAGCAAUAAUCCAAUGCUGCCAAGUGGAAUCAUGUGCAGCAGCAAUAACAACAAUGGGAUUUCCACACUUUCACCUUCCAAUGACGUCGGUCAAAAUGAGCGUAACGCGUUGUUGCGACACUAUCUUGAAGACACCACAUUCCAAAGCAAGUUCCUCCCCACCAUCACUGUGAACGAUGAUGACUUGGAUGCAAUCAUGAAAUCCAAUUCAGCUGCGGAUCUCCAGUCAGGAAAUCGGUCAAUGGAAUUGGACCCCGUCUUCAGCCUGGCCUAUGAGCAAAUGCGAUCUGAUGUUCAACACACAUGCAACACUUUAUCCAUCUCACAAGACCCCACCCAGUGGUCCGUUGCAGAUGUGCAAUCUUGGUUGGUUUAUAGCCUACGAUCCAUGGAAAGCAGUCCCACUAGUGAGUCUAGUGUGUGUGCUGCCCUUCGAAAUUUUUGGAACAUGGAUGGACGCACUUUGUGCUCCUUAUCAGAGGAAGAAUUUCGACUUCGAGAUUCCGUCAAUGGCGACAAACUCUUUGCGAGUUUGGAACUGUGGAAGAUUCUUCAAUGGAAUGGAAACAACGCCAGCAACAACAACAUGGUUAUGAACCACAACAUGCUUCACAGUCCUCGCCAUGAAUUUGAUUUGACUUCAAUUGUUGGAGUCACGGGGAGAGGAAGUCAUCACCAGCAUCACUUGUCUGGAGGAUCAUCACCAGCCUCGGUAUGUCCAGACAUGAUGGAUGACAUCAAGUUGUUUCCGGAAAAGACCGUCUCACAUGAAAAUUAUUUGCCUUCAAACGCUUCCAAUCCAUCAUCUGUGGGAACGGUGUCAAAACACAGUGAUGACGACGAUUCGGAAGAAGACGAAGAAAAGUCGGCAACAGCGAUGACCGGGAACAACAGCAAGACGGCGUUAAAACUUCGGCCCCAUGGAUCCAAAAGCGGUGCACAUAUUCAUUUGUGGCAGUUUUUGAAAGAACUUCUUCUCGAGUCGGGACAACAACACGGCUCUUGUAUUCGUUGGCUGGAUCAAAGUCGAGGCGUUUUCAAAAUUGAAGACAGCGUUCGAGUCGCCCGUUUGUGGGGACUUCGAAAAAAUCGACCAGCCAUGAAUUACGACAAGCUCUCCAGGUCCAUUCGGCAGUACUACCGGAAGGGAAUUAUGCGGAAGACGGAACGAUCUCAACGACUCGUUUACCAAUUUUGCCACCCGUACGGUUGUUAAGAUCCUCUAGUAGGAUCGUCCUUUCAGAAACAAUGUUGCUAAAUUUUGUUAGCGUGAAAAUCGUUACUGCAGUUUUAUGCAGUCCUCUUUGUACAGCAUUGCCUCAAACAUUUUCAGAGCUUGUGAGGAAGUUCCUCCAACUCGGUUAGUGUUUGGCGAUAAAUUUUUAAAACACUUUAUCACAGCGGAGUUCACAUGUGUGGCUUCACUAAUUACAAAAUAACUUGAACUUAUAGUUUAAAAAAACAACAACGAUGCUUGCAAACGCUAAUAAUAUGCAGUAUAUUAUUACUCCGUUUGCCUGCCUCGGUCUUAUUCUUUAUGUCGUAAUUUGUAUUCAUAAACUUACUAAAUCUUAAUAUUAUGGGUUACUGGGAUUUUAAAAACGAUAACUAGUUAAUUAUAAUUUGAGGUUACUUGCGUUAACGGUCUCUUGUAUGUAACAAACAAUUGCAAAUAGUACAAUCUCUCAUAACUACUUUGUCAUUCAACAAGUUAUUUCAUACGAAACUGAAAACGUGGAUUUAUUCCAAUGUGUUUUCAAGUUUCGAAUGGAAAUCUCAGUAUGUCCGAUUUCGGACGCCGGACGAAACAUAUUUUAUCAUUCAUUUAUCACUCGUACUGUACAAAAAAUAUAUUGCGAAAUAAAAAUUUAAGUGCAUUAUACUCAA
Molecule: messenger RNA, 2591 nt
Organism: Folsomia candida
Lineage: Eukaryota; Metazoa; Arthropoda; Collembola; Entomobryomorpha; Isotomidae
Gene: Ets98B
Product: DNA-binding protein D-ETS-4
Exons: 6
Coding region: 295-1920 (541 amino acids)
Biological process (GO): regulation of transcription by RNA polymerase II; cell differentiation
Cellular component (GO): nucleus
Molecular function (GO): sequence-specific DNA binding; DNA-binding transcription factor activity, RNA polymerase II-specific
Source: RefSeq, a predicted model, not a curated record